CCGUCACCAUGGGACGGAGCCCAGCCUGCAGCUGGCCCGGAGGGGCUCUCCCUCAGCGCUCCUCCCUCGGCCGGCUGUUGGGGCCCGUUAACGGGUCGGGCGAGUAACGGUGGCGCUGGGGGCGGAGGACGCGGCUCCGGCGCUCGACUCCAGCUGCCCUGUUCCUCCCCCGCUUCUGGGAACGAGCCGGCGCCGGGUCUGCUCUGAGGGGUUGGGCUCCCUCCGCCGCUGUAGCGCUUCUCCUUGCUGGGAUUAGCAACAAGAGCACUUAAAAAAAUAUUAAAGGAAAACAAGCCUGUGAAAUAUUUAAUCCCUUUAGCUAAUCCGUAUGCCGUAGUUGCAGACUUCUCAGGAACCAGCUUCCUUGUGCAACCUUCAGAGUCCCUGUGUAUACGUCAUUUAUCCCCCUUUGACGGUCCUUGUAACGUAUUCGGCUCUCAGGGUUGACCUUAUUGCUCUCUCCCUGAAAGGAGGGUGUAGCCAGGUGGGGGUCAGCCUCUUCUCCCAGGCAACCAGCAACAGGACAAGAGGACACAGUCUUAAGAUGUGCCACGGGAGGUUUAGGUUGGACAGUAGGAAGAAUUUCUUCAGAGAAAGGAUGAUUAUAUAUUGGAGUUGAAGGUGAUGGAGUCACCAUCCCUGGAGAUGUUUUAAGGAAAGACUGGACAUGGCACUUGGUGCCAUGGUCUAAUUGACAUGGCAGUGUUCAGUCAUAAGUUGAACUUGAUAUUUUGGUUUUUUAAUAAGAAAGCAAUACUUGUAGAACAAGAUCAUGGCUUUUUCUAUGAUGGAAGCAUCUUUGUAUAACACAAAACAAUAAAAUACACUUAUUUUGCCUUGUGUAACCUGUUUCUGGAAGUACUGUUUAUAGUGGUUUUUAAUCCUGCCAUCCAAAGGGCACUGACGGUGAGGCAGCAGAAUGAAGUUGGAGUGGUGUAGUCGAUUUGCCCUUUGCUCCAAGACAACCAGCCAGACCUUUCUGCUUGGAGGAGUGUUCAUCACGCUGGGCUCGAGUCGAAUCCUCCUGAUGAAGUAUUCUGCCAAUGAAGAUAACAAGUAUGAUUAUCUUCCAACGACAGUGAACAUGUGUUCGGAAGUAGUGAAACUGGUCCUAUGUGUAGUGUUGGCACUGUGGAAUAGGAAAAAAGAAAAAGGUUGUAUGGAUAAUCUCUCUGAAUGUUUUUCCUGGAAGAAUGUAUGUAAUUCCAUGAAAUGGUCAAUUCCUGCCUUUCUUUACUUUUUGGAUAACUUGAUUGUCUUCUACGUACUGACCUACCUCCAGCCAGCAAUGGCUGUACUCUUCUCAAAUUUUGUCAUUAUAACAACAGCUCUUCUCUUCAGGAUAGUGCUAAAGCGAAGACUCUCUUGGGUACAGUGGGCGUCUCUGGUGAUCUUAUUCCUGUCCAUCGUUGCCCUGACUCGAGGAAGUGGAGGCCAUCAGCACAGCUUGGCUGCGCAUGGAUUUCAUCACAAUAUGUUUUUUAGGCCAUCUAACCACUGCCUUCUCUCUACUGGACCUGAGGAAGCAUGCGUGGAAAAGGGCAACUGCGCAGCACCAAGUUUCCUUCACAGCUUCCAGUGGAAUGUGACCACUACCAUGGCAGGAGCAUUGAAGCCUCUCCGCCUCAGCCUGGGCCAUCUGCUUAUUCUCGUGCAGUGUUUUGUGUCUGCCCUGGCUAACAUCUACAAUGAAAAGAUGCUGAAAGAUGUGGAUCAGCUUGGGGAAAGCAUCUUCACACAGAACAGCAAACUAUAUGCCUUUGGGGUGCUGUUCAAUGGGCUCAUGCUGGCGCUGCAGGCUAAGGACCGGAGGCAGAUAGGGAACUGUGGAUUCUUUUAUGGACACAACAUCUUCUCCGUGGCUCUUAUAUUUGUCACAGCUUUUCUGGGGCUGUCUGUAGCCUUCAUCUUGAAGUUCCGAGACAACAUGUUCCAUGUUAUGACUGCUCAGAUCAACACUGUCAUCAUCACCACUGUGUCUUUCGUCAUCUUUGACUUCAGGCCUUCUCUAGAGUUCUUUUUGGAAGCUCCUGUCGUGCUUCUCUCCAUAUUCAUUUAUAAUGCCAGUAAAGCAAGAGGCCUGGAAUAUGCCACUCUGCGGGAAAGGGGAAAACUUAUCAAAGGAGAUGCAUGGGAGAGGUCAAGUGGGGAUGGAGAAGAAUUUGAGAGGCUGAACAAACCAAGCAGUGAUAUCGAUACAGAUGAAGAUUCCCUCUAGCAUGAGGCUGGCUUGGAGGAGUGCUAUGACUCACAGUGAGAGAGAGUUAAUCUUUUAUUAACAUAGAGAAGGGUCGUUUUCCCCACUGACAGACUGUUUGGAGCUGUUUUGGGGCUGGAUGUCAUAUGUGGAUGAGGACAGUAUUCAAGCUGUAUAUAUGGAGAGUAUGUAUGUAUGGACAGUCUUUUGUGCCUGUCUCCCAGUGUCUGGGGAAAUGGAAAUCUGGAAUGCCUUUGUAGCAGCUGGUGAAUUUUACAUGCAGCUUACAUGGCCUAACUUUGAAAGAGCUUAAAUAAAACAAGAGUUUAUUAAACAGUA
Messenger RNA from Parus major (Great Tit), 2536 nucleotides. RefSeq names its product solute carrier family 35 member A5 (gene SLC35A5). Lineage: Eukaryota; Metazoa; Chordata; Aves; Passeriformes; Paridae. The transcript is spliced from 6 exons. Gene Ontology annotation, biological process: pyrimidine nucleotide-sugar transmembrane transport. Bases 920 to 2218 code for a protein of 432 amino acids. The record is from RefSeq and is a predicted model, not a curated record. Gene Ontology annotation, cellular component: Golgi membrane. Gene Ontology annotation, molecular function: pyrimidine nucleotide-sugar transmembrane transporter activity.